This is a messenger RNA of Pelobates cultripes (western spadefoot toad), 8430 nucleotides long. The record is from the annotation of a GenBank genome assembly. NCBI's taxonomy places the organism in Eukaryota, Metazoa, Chordata, Amphibia, Anura, Pelobatidae.
AAUCAUGACUGCAGGGCUUAAUUGAAAUACUGAAAAGUUGGAACCAAUUUGCUAGUAUAUUCUAUUUUGUGAAUUACAUAUUUACAUAAUUAGAGGCACAAUAAUUUACAGUUUUGUUUUUCAUCCACAGGUUUAAGAGAAGAAUGCAUACGCUUUUAUACAUAGCAGUAUUUCUUUGCCCUAUCAUUUACACCAAUGGAGUGUGCAUUCAAUUUAAUUGUUCUCCUUUAAUUAAUAUCACAAAUACACCUUAUUUGAAUUGUGAAUUGAAUUGGACAGAAAUCAGCAAGUGUAUAAAUAUAUCAACCCUGAUCAUACGUCACAGCAACAUAAAAGAUAUCGGCAAACAGUUCCAUCUUUUCAAAAAUCUUGAGCAUCUGGAAAUGUCCCACAAUAAACUUAAUUUGCUUUCAGACUAUUUUCUUCAUGAUGCCACUGCCCUGGUUAAUCUGAGCCUUAAUGAAAAUAGGCUUACAUUUUUACCCAGGAAUUUUCUAAACAAUUCUAAAAAAAUAAAAUUUGUGAACCUUGAGGGAAACUUAUUGUCAUCCAUUCCUGAAACAAUUUUUCAUCAGAAUCUUUCCAACUUGACUGUUGAUUGCACAUGUAAAGUCGCACAGUCUAUUUCACAUGCAUGUAACAAUAAUACAAACUGCAACCAUACUUUUAUUCAGUGUAAGUUGGGUUCAACGCUGUUCGACUUGAAGGAAUUUCUACAGGAAUGCGGAUCAGCAAAGCUUAUGGCCAUAUAUAUUGCUGUACCAAUAGCAUUGCUGCUUCUGAUACUGGGCACAGUUGCUUACUUCAUGUAUACGAAGAUAAUGACAUCUACUAAUUUGGAAGACAAAGGGAGUCCAGACAAGUCACCUACUCACAUGCAACCUCGCUACACCACCACAAAUAAUGACAGCAUUCAACAAACUACAACUGAAUUUAGUUGUGAGAGGAGAGAAUAUGAGAACGUAAUGGUUGCUGGUCCAACAAAAAAUAACAAAAUAAAACCAUACGAAUGGCAUGGACCUGAACCACAAGGCGGCAAACGGUAAAAAAUUUUUUAGACUGUGUAUAAUAAUCAUUUUUUCUUCACAAAUAUAAGUUUUAGUUAUGCCAUUACUCCAUGACCAACAUCUGUUUUAAUCCUUAGUUAUAACGUAAAGCCCCAUAUCAAUGAGCAAUAUAUUAGGAUGGCUGCCCUGUUAGCUAGCAAUGGCAGAUUGCAAGGGGAAGGCGGCAUUUUCUUUUUAUUCACACUUUGAGAAGAGGCAGUUUACAAAAACGAAACUAUGUGAAAAUCUAAGAAAAAUACAAUUUUUAUAUAAAUUAGUUGAAAAUUGAAAGUUGUAGGUUUACCAAGCAGAAUACAUACUUUGGAUGGGAAAUUGGAGAACUCUGCAUAGAAUCAGUGAUUCAACCGCUAGAGAUAAUAGCCUAAGGUUAUUACAGGAUACCCCUGAUCAACUUCUUCUAUGUUCAUAUAAAUGGCUAGCAUUGCUAAUUCCAGCCCAGGCUGUUAAAAAAUAUUCCAUUCUUUUAAGCUCAUGAGACACUGUUCUAGGGCUACAAUAAUAAUUGAGUGAGGCUAAAUUAGUUCUUAACCCAAUUUUUAAACUCAACCCCAAAUGAAUAAUGUUAAACCUUAACCCUAAAUGUCCUUAGUCUCAGUGCUGCAGUGAAACCCCUCGCUGUAAGCUAACAGUAAUUCAGUGUAACAGUAAGUUUACUGCUUUGCAAGAUCUCACUUAGCAGUAUUUUCAGACAGUCUUUUCCCCAUUUUGCUCCAUGAUAAAAGGACACUAUAGUCACCUGAACAACUUAAGCUUAAUGGGGUUGUUCAGCUGAGUACAAUAGCUCCCUGCAGCCUUUUUUAUUGGAAGCUAGGAACACCUCCAGUAGCAAUCAGACGGCCACCAGAGGGACUUCCGAGUUAACGUCUGCCUAAUUCGCAUUCAUCACGUUUGACAUCUUCACCAUAGGCGUGCGCACGGGGUGUGCCGGGUGUGCCUGGGCACACCCUAAUCCCCGCGGCACGCCUAUGUAUAUUGAGACCGGCAGGGGAGAUCUCAGGAUCUCCCCUGUCGGCUCAUGCAGAGCCGGCGCUAUCCGAGCGCCGGCUCUGCUCUCAGCCUCCCUCCCCACUGACCCACAUGCAGGGAGGGAGGCAGGAGAGGACCCGGCGGAGCUCUUACCGGCAGCUCCGCCGGGUUCCUCUCGCGAGAUAUGAGCGUUGCCACGGCAACGCUCAAAUCUCGUGAGAGUGAACUCUAUCCCCACAGGGGUUAGAGUUCACUCUCCACUGGACCACCAGGGAUGACAGCAGCAAGGAUCCCCUCCUCCACUGGACCACCAGGGAAGGAAGCAGCAGCACAAUCCCCCCUCCCUACAAAAGGUAAGAAGGGAGGGGGGAUAGCAAGUAAUGUACCCCCACAAUCACCCACCCACACACAUACAACACACAUACAGCACCCACACACAUUCAGCACCCACAGACAUACACAGCACCCACACACAUUCAGCACCCAGAUACAUUCAGCACCCACAGACAUACAGCACCCACAGACAUACACAGCACCCACACACAUACAGCACCCACAGACAUACACAGCACCCACACACAUACAGCACCCACAGACAUACACAGCACCCACAGACAUUCAGCACCCACAGACAUUCAGCACCCACAGACAUACAGCACCCACAAACAUACACAGCACCCACAGACAUACACAGCACCCACAGACAUACACAGACACACACAGCACCCACAGACACAGCACCCACAGACAUACACAGCACCCACAGACAUACACAGCACCCACACACAUACAGCACCCACAGACGUACACAGCACCAACACACAAACAGCACCCUCACACACACACAGCACACUAACGGUACCCUCACAAACACAAACAGGACCCUAACAAACACACACACAGCACACUACCAGUACCCUCACACACAAACAGCACCCUCACACACAGUACAUUAAAAGCACCCCCACAAGUGCACACACACACAAACAGCACCCUCACACACAGUACAUUAACAGCAUCCUCACAAGCACGCACACACAAACACCCUCACUCACAUAGCACACUACCAGCAUCGUCACACACACAUCACACUAACAGCACCCUCACACAGCACACACACACACACACACACAGCAGUGUGUGUAUGUGUGUAUAUAUGUGUAUGUAUAUAUAUAUACACACACAUAUAUAUAUAUAUAUAUAUAUACACAUACAUACAUAUAUAUAUGCGGCGUGUGCUUGUGCUUUAGGGUGCACACCCUAAUGCAAUAGGCUGCGCACGCCUAUGAUCUUCACGCUUGGCUGAAGACAUCAAACGUGCUAUCAGGACACAGGAAGCACUGUGAAAGCACCUCCUGCGUCCUGUAGUAACCUGGAUCCUGUCAACAAUCAGAGCCAACAGAGUGGGAGAUAACGAUCUCCCGCACACAGCAUGGGCUCUGGAUGACAGGCUGAAGGCAGGAGACCGAGCAGGAGCAUCUACUGACUUCAAACCGUAAGUAAACUUAUUUUAAAAAUGAAUUAGAGUGAGUGAGAGUGUGAGAGAGUUUGAGUGUGGGUGAGAUAGAGAGAGAGAGAGAGAGAGUGAGAGAGUAAGAGUCUCUAUCCAUCCAUCCAUCCAUCCAUCCAUCCCUCUCUAUCCAUCCAUCCAUUUUUCUCUAUCCAUCCAUCCCCAUUCAUCCAUCUCCAUCAUCCAUCCCUCUCUAUCCAUCCAUCCCUCUCCAUCCAUCCAUCCAUCCAUCCAUCCCUCUCCAUCCAUCCAUCCAUCCAUCCAUCCCUCUCUAUCAUCCAUCCCUCCCUAUCCAUCCAUCCAUCUUUCACUAUUCAUCCAUCCAUCCCUCCCUCUAUAUCCAUCCAUCCCUCUCCAUCCAUCCAUUCAUCCAUCCCUCUCUAUCAUUAAUCCAUCCACCCCUCCCUCUGAGGGAUAGAUGGAUGAUAGAGGGGGAUCGAUAGAGAGAGAGAUAGAGAGGGAUGGAUGGAUAGAGAGUGAUGGAUAGGGAUGGAUGGAUGCAUGGAUAGGGAUGGAGAGACGGAUGGGGAUGGAUGGAUAGGGAUGUAUUGAUGUAUUGAUGGAUAGGGAUGGAUUGAUGGAUAGGGAUGGAUUGAUGGAUGGAUGGAAGGAUGGAUAGUGUGUGUGAACGUUUUUUAAAAUGUGUGUGUUUUUAUACAAACACUAUAAAUAGAGAUAUAGUGUUAUAUAGUUGUAUACACACAAACUUUGGGCUUAGGAGGGGGCAGGCAUAAACAGCAAGCUGAGCUGUCAGUCAGCUCAGCUCACGAACAUGCAUACCACACACAUAUGCGGUACAGCGCUCAGUGUUCAUUCAUAGAGCGGCAUUCAAUGCCGCUCUAUGAAGAAUGUGAUUGGUGCAGCGCGAAGUCACGCAUGCGCACCAGAUCGCUAUGACGCUUCUCCAGGAAGCCAAAAAGAGGGCACGGCCUGCCGAUGAUCUUGGCGCUGGAACGGAGGUAAGUUUAUAUUAUUAUAAUCACUCAAUUUUUUUUUAUUUUUUUUUUAAAGGGGACAUUAAUAUAAAAGCAAGGAAGAAGGCGAGGGGACCUGUCUCUCUUGCUUUUAUAUUUUGACUAUAGUGCUCCUUUAAUUGCAUUUUUUACGAUUUGUGAAUGUGGGAAUAAGGGAUGUGCUUCCAGACUCUUUUGUGCAUCCUCCAAUUCAUGGAUCAAGCAACACUGAAUUGGAUUUUUGGGCGGUGGGUAGCAGGGGUAACACUCUGUAUAUGAGGUGCAUGAUGUCACUUUUGUGCCUCUCAAUUGCAAUGUUUUCCAAUGGAAAGUACACAGGCAGGUGCAAUAUUGCCCCAUGUACUUCUACUGACUUUCUUUAAAUGUAUAAAAUUCUUCUUUAUUAUAGCGCUUCUUUCCUUGUGGAAAUGAGGACUGGAAGGAUAUCUAGUUUUUGCACAUUUUCCCAUUGCAUAUUCCCUGGCUUCCCCUACACUAUUAAAACACAAACUAUAUAAAAUAAAGUAUUAACUAUUUUAGGUUGUGUAUAGUGAUGUUUACAUUGUUAGUGUAUUUUCAGUUUACUGUAAAGAGAAAAGAGAGAAACUAAGCAGAAACAGAGAAACCAAGGGGUUAAUAUGUAUCUGUCCCAAAGGUUCCCUGUAAUUGCAAUGCAACCCAAAAGAAAAUAAUUAAAAACUAACUUUUAAUAAAUUCCUUCUAAAAAUUCGAAGUUUAGAAAAUAACUAAUGGUAUCACACAAAAAAUAAUAAUAAUAAUCAAGUGAAAAAAAACAGAGAGAGAGGAGAAUAGUACUUGCAAAAUGACUAGGUAGUACACAGAGCAAGAGAGAGAGAAAAAGAGGGAUUGCCUAAUAGUACUAAAGACAUCCAAUAAAAACUAUUGUAAAAGGAGGUCUAAAGUCUGUCUUGCUGUGAAGCCUAGUGUAAUAAGUACUAUCUCCUAACUCCCAUAACAACACUCAGGUUUGGAACACCUGCCUGAAUGUAACAGAAAGAGAACCUCAAUAGAAGGUAAGCAGAGGUAUAAAUCAAAAUAUAAAUGAAUAAAAGUGAAGAGAGGGUGGUCUGCUAAGAGUGUCCUGUAUAGUCUAAACUAGCUGCAGCAUAGUCCCCGGUAAAUCACCAACCACCCGCUCACUAACUACACCCGACGCGCGUUUCGCCACAAAGGCUCAAGUUAGUUUUUAAUUAUUUUCUUUUGGGUUGCAUUGCAAUUACAGGGAACCUUUGGGACAGAUACAUAUUGACCCCUUGGUUUCUCUGUUUCUGCCUAGUUUCUCUCUUUUCUCUUUACAAUAGCCUCUAGGGGUUACCCCCCAUUUCUCAACAGCAACCCGACAGUUUGUUGCUACUGUUCCUAUUUCUCAUUUUCAUUCUAUUUUCAGUUUACUGUUCAUUGUAAUCAUCAUUGCUAAAAAUAAACUUUAAUAAUUGCUUUUAGAUUUUUAUAAUAGCAAUGUUGUUGUUACUGAUAUAAAUAUAUCUCUAGUGCUGAUGGUAUAUUAUUUUGUCAACCUCUUUUACAGGAAUAUGGAGGUAGAAGAGGGUAUAUAUUUGGAAAGUGAUGUCGCUGAUGGUGACCAACCAAUUUACAGCAACACUCAACCAACAUAUUAUAGCUACACAGAGCCUGGCACAAUGAACAAUGAACAUACAGAAGAAGAUGUGUACAUCCUGCCAGACCAGUAACAUAAAGGAAACUUCAUGUUAUGAUGUUCUAUUGGUGGUAUUCUUUGCAGAAUAUUGCCUGUUAGUCAGUAUUUGCCUUUUUUUUUUACUUAGAUAUAUACACAACAACUUUAUAUUCUGUUUUCUAGCUCCAUACGUCCGGUUUUUAAUUAUGCUUUGUGUUAUAGACAUGCAGGAAAUCUAUCUAGUGUUUUAUGAACGAACAGGAAACAUUUUACAAAUUGGCAGAAUUUUGGGGUGGUAUUAAGAAGAAAUUUUAUAAUUUAAUGUAAAUGAUCUAAAUAAGAAAUAUUAGAAAUAUUGAAAAGUUUCGGUACCUGGAUGUGCUAAUGACUUUGGUUUAUUAGUUAAUUGUGCUUUUCAUCUUGUGAUUUAAAUUUCUUAUAUAUAAAAAUGUACAUCAUGACCUCACUGGACAAUUUCUGCAAUAACAGAAAUAUGAAGUUAUGUAAAUCAACUACGCAGUGUUGAUGUUGGCAUAUAUGUAUAUGGUAUAAUUUGCAUAAACUACAUCAUACCGUAAUUUCCAAUGUAGAGUCAAGGGCAAUCCUGCAGUUGUACUUUACCUUUAUCAUCAUCAAGCUCUGCUAUGCUGUGUUUGUCAGGGCUGGAUUUACAUCACGAGCAACUGUAGGCAGAGAAAUCUCAAGUGCCCCCAAUUCCUACUUGCAAACAAAAAAAAAAAAACUUGACUGUUUAAAUAUUGUGAAAAUUGUCAUAUAUAUACCUAGAGUAUGUAUAUGUGUGUGCACAUAUGUAGUAAUGUGUAUAUGUCUGAGUACAAGUACAUCUGUUUAUGUGUGUGUCAGUGCGUGUUUGUGUAGAAUGCGUGUGGCGUGUGUGCAGCAGUCUGUGUUUGUAAUAGUGUGGACAGUAGCAUAGUUGGUGGAGAUUUCUAUUUGCUCAAGAGAGUUAAAUGAUCUAUUUUUACAACUUGACAAAAAAACAAAACAAAAAAAUUAAACACAGGAUAUUUCUUCAUGGAAAUAACGAUUCUGUACUUUUGCAAGUAUAUAUAUGGAAAUAAUGUAACUGUUUUACAUUUAAAUGUGCUAUAUGCUGCAAACUAAGGGAAGUCAUGGAUGCAGCUACUCUCCAAAGUACUCUGCCACCCAUAUAAAAGUAACACAGUGGACCUUAUAGAUAUUAGGUUGUACAAUGUUUGUUAUGGUCAAAUAAAUUGAAGCAUCAUAUGAAUGCCAUGUUAUCUUAUAUUCACUCUCAAGCAUAUUAUUAUUCUGUUUUUUUAUGCAUGUCAAGUUCCUAUAUUUUUUUUCUAUAAUGCAAGCACUGAAUGUUUAUUGUGAUAUGAUAUUUUUGCAAUCAAUGGCUUUGAAAUUAUGUGUUCUGAAAAGUGUGGCGACAUUGUAAAAGUGGAAUAAUCACAAAUAAAAUGUCCCUCCUGAUUCCACCAAUUUCCACGGUAAUUGUCCCACUUUUUGAAAUUUGUAUCACUUUACAGUACAUAACACUAUGAUAAACUUCCCCCUUAGGCUUUCAGUGCCAUAUCCUCUAAACCUGUUGCUUUUUAUGUAUGCUAUUUGAAGUAAAUUUGUAUUCCCCUCAACCUCCUAAUAGCAGAAAAAAUACAUACACAAAAAUGAUGCAGUGCCAUUUACAUUUAUAUUAAAACCUUCAUGGUUAAUUUUAGUAGCCAGUGAUGCAUACAAUUUAAUGAAGAUGAAGAUGCCAUAUAUGUAUAGAUUUAAACAUAAAUAUAGGUGUCAGGUGAUACUAUGCUAAAAUGGUUUGACAUAUUACAGUGGGAUGGCACCAGUGUAUACUUGGCACCAAAACCACUACAGCAGGCUGUAGCGUUUACGGUUCUUGAAGUAUUCUUUUAAGUAACUGCAUGUAAGAAUAUGUUGGUAAAUGUGUACAGACUCGGUGUGCAAGGGUAAAAUAGUUUUGUAUCAUUGCUACAAUACAAUAAAGUUACUUAUCUGGACAAAAUUGAAUAAUAUGUAUUUAAUGGAAUUCAAAAGUAUUCAAAAUAUGGCAUGUUUCACCUUAAUAUAAAAUUAGAACAAUUCUAAACACUUCAAAACUGACAAAUGUUUCAAAAAAUACCAAGAAAUGUAAGGUAUGAAAUAAUACUAAGAAACAUGAGGAAUAUGUAAUUUGAGAUAAAUUUCCCUAAAAUGCUAUUCCAUUUUGCUAUCUCUUAAAUGUACACAGCUAAAAAAUGUGCAUUGCUGAAAAAAUACAAAUACAAUAACAAG